Caenorhabditis remanei is the source of this 240-nucleotide messenger RNA. RefSeq lists its product as uncharacterized. The record is from RefSeq and is a predicted model, not a curated record. NCBI's taxonomy places the organism in Eukaryota, Metazoa, Nematoda, Chromadorea, Rhabditida, Rhabditidae. Bases 1 to 240 code for a protein of 79 amino acids. The transcript is spliced from 2 exons.
AUGUUUGCUCCCAAACUCAUGAUUUUCUUCGUCGUUGUUGUAUUACUGGCUAUUCCUUCUUCCGUUAAUGCAUAUCUGAGUACCUUCCAAUUCGAAGGACAGUUUGAAUGCAACAAACCAUCGUUCCAUUACAGAAUUGUGGUUUAUGAAAACGAUAAUAUUUUUGAUGAUGCGAUUGGACAUACAGACAGAAUGUACUCAAGAGAACCACAUAUGUACAAUGUGUCGGCUUUUAAUUAA